Paramisgurnus dabryanus is the source of this 2726-nucleotide messenger RNA. RefSeq names its product thymidine phosphorylase (gene tymp). The record is from RefSeq and is a predicted model, not a curated record. Gene Ontology annotation, molecular function: 1,4-alpha-oligoglucan phosphorylase activity; pyrimidine-nucleoside phosphorylase activity. NCBI's taxonomy places the organism in Eukaryota, Metazoa, Chordata, Actinopteri, Cypriniformes, Cobitidae. Gene Ontology annotation, biological process: pyrimidine nucleobase metabolic process; pyrimidine nucleoside metabolic process. Gene Ontology annotation, cellular component: cytosol.
UACAAACAUAAAACAUGACACCUGUCCCAAAACUGUCAUUUAUAAAAAAUACCCUUGCCCUCAGAAUACAGUUUAACUAUUUAGUAAACGCUGUGGGGAUUUCUAAAUCUGCUUUUGUAUUUUUACAGUUUUCAGUGUGGUUUAUUGUGUUAACUCGGGUACCCAACAGCUUAUUUAAAAAAUAAAGAUUUUGGUUACAGGAAAGAUUCAUCCACACAAGAAACAUCACCAAUAUAAAUAUACAGUAGCCACUCUUAGAGCUAUUGUAACAAGCUGGACUUUUGACUGAAAACCUUCGGCUACUGACAUAUAACCCUUGUGACAACUUUCCCAUGUGACAACAAGCUCUGUUUUUUUUAAUGCCUAACAUGUCAAAGUCUUUUAACGCUUUAAAGUCACCAAUAAAUGUUAUAUUAUCUAAUUAUAGCUAUUAUACAAAACAACUUCUUUUUCAACUUCUGUAUUGUUUUGGAUUAAUCAAAUUCAUUAGCAAUGUUGUCAUCUGAUAGCCUAAAGUCCUGGAUGUAGGUGUGUAGAUUUCCUCCAAUAAAAAGUCUAUUGACAGCACUAGUCAUGCAGUGCGCACACAUACAGAGAGGAGAGGAGCAGGUUAAUAUAUCACUGACUGAGUGCAAGGAUUUAAAGGGUUGUGUCUUGGUCAGAUAUUUACUUUGCAGUACAUCAAGACGGGUCUUGGCUAGUGAAGACAACUAAACUAAAUUUGAAGAUGUCAAAUACAAACAACACAAUCACUUUCCCUGAGCUCAUCAGACUCAAACGUGAUGGUGGUCAACUCACUGAAGAAGAGAUACAUGCCUUUGUCCAAGGGGUCAAAUCGAGAGCUAUAAAAGAUAGUCAAAUAGGGGCUAUGCUCAUGGCCAUUUGGUUAAAGGGCAUGUCUGAAAAAGAGACCCUACAAUUAACAAAAGAGAUGAUGAAGUCUGGGGAAGUGUUUGACUGGUCGGAUGAAUGGGUUGUGGUGGACAAACACUCAACAGGUGGAGUUGGAGACAAAGUGAGCCUGCCACUUGCACCUGCUUUGGCUGCGUGUGGCUGUAAGGUGCCCAUGAUAAGUGGUAGAGGAUUAGCACAUACAGGUGGAACACUGGAUAAGCUGGAGUCUAUCCCUGGCUUUAAAGUCAACCAGUCGGUGCAACAGGUAAAGCAGAUCUUACUGGACAUCGGCUGUUGCAUUGUAGGACAGACAGAGACAUUGGUGCCUGCAGACCGGGUUCUCUAUGCCCUCAGAGAUGCCACAUCAACUGUAGACAGUCUUCCUCUCAUCACAGGCUCCAUCAUUUCUAAGAAAGGAGCAGAAGGUCUGAAUGCACUUGUAUUGGAUGUAAAGUUUGGCAGGGCUGCUUUGUAUAAAGAUUUGGACAGUGCACGCCAUCUUGCCCAGUCACUGGUAACUGCAGGCAACAACCUGGGUAUAACAACAGGGGCGAUACUUAGCCGAAUGAACGCUCCGAUUGGUCGAUGUGUGGGAAAUGCAGUUGAGGUGUGUGAAGCCCUCGAGUGUCUUAAAGGACGGGGGCCAGAUGACCUAAAUGAACUAGUUUUAACUUUAGGUGGGUACUUAUUGUGGAUAAGUGGCCACUCUCCAACAUUAGAGAAUGGGAAAAAUAUGAUUCUCCAAAAACUAAUGAACAGAGAAGCCCUGAAAAAGUUCCAGGCUAUGUUGGUGGCCCAGGGUGUGACUGAAGAUGCUGCCCAUUCCCUGUGCGCAGAUGACACAGACUACUUUAAGCACAUGAAGAGAGCAGCACAUCAAACAGAGCUUAAAGCACAACAUGAUGGAACGGUUUUAGAGAUUGAUGGCAUGGCAGUGGCCAAGGUGCUGCACAAGUUAGGGGCGGGACGUAAUGAACCUGGUGAGAAAAUCGAUCACAGUGUGGGAGCGGAGAUUUUGGUAGACAUGGGACAGCAGGUAACUAAAGGUCAAUCCUGGAUCAGGAUUCAUCACAAUAGCCCAGAACUGUAUAUACACCAACAUUUUGACCUUCAGAAAGCUUUGGUUUUUGGCAGCAGUGACGAAUUCAAGACAGAGUCACGUGUAGCGGAAUUUAUCCAUCCCAGAUAAUACCAAAAUACAAAAACAAAAAAUUAUUUCAGAAGGUUUAAGUGUACAAAAGCAUGGUACUGUAUAUGUAAAGUACCAGGAUGUUAAAUUGAUACCAAGUAGGACUUGGCAUGGCAAGCCAGGCACUACAAACUAAAGAUUAUUGAACUUUGAGAACUUCGAAAGCCAUCUGGGAAAUCUUUAAACGUGUUUGCUUACCAGUGGCCUCUAAAAUAUUACUGUAGCCCAGGGCUGCUCAAUAUCCACCUGCCUUCAAAGUUCAGUCAAAACUUUAAUGAUACUCACCUGAAGCAACUAAACAAAACUUUAGGGUUAAACUGGGAAUUACAGCGGUGCUGAAAUUGAAUUUUGCAGGAAGGUGGAUCAUCUGAAGAAUGCGCACAAAAACAAUGAAAUCCUCAGUUAAGAAACUUUGUAUAAAUGUUUAUGUUAGUAUCCAAAUAUUUAUAUGUGCAAAUAAAUUGUAUCUUUGUAUUUCUACUGCAUCAAGAUGCUUUCAGCCUGGGCAGUUACAUUGAGAUGUGAUGUACUGAAAUUAUGAGAUAAUUAAUAAAUUCACCAGCUUAGUUUAUACUCAAAUAUUUUUUUUCUUUAAAACACAUUACUUUCUUUGUAUUUGUUGAAUAAAUGAAAUUAUUCCGAU